Molecule: messenger RNA, 2287 nt
Organism: Rana temporaria (common frog)
Lineage: Eukaryota; Metazoa; Chordata; Amphibia; Anura; Ranidae
Gene: FLVCR1
Product: FLVCR heme transporter 1
Exons: 10
Coding region: 167-1675 (502 amino acids)
Biological process (GO): erythrocyte differentiation; transmembrane transport; mitochondrial transport
Cellular component (GO): membrane; mitochondrion
Molecular function (GO): heme binding; heme transmembrane transporter activity
Source: RefSeq, a predicted model, not a curated record
CAUAGAGCUUGCGGUGGGCGUGACCUCCCCGGCACCGAUUGGCUGGGAGCUUUGGUAGGUGUGCGGUGAUUGGUCGGUCCGUGCCGGCUGAGCGGUGCGGGAUGUGUAGCGCAAGCUGUCAGCCGGCUUUCUCCUCAGACAGGCGAGGGAUGCUGCGGGAACUGGGAUGGUCUCCACUGAACUGAACGGGCACACGCUGGCCAAGGAGGCCGAGGACGGUCUGGCCAGCCCCAGCAGUAAUGGAGAGGUGUCGGUGUGUGUCGGGGGAGCGCAGCAGGAUGAGCGGCAGGCCAUGCUGCCCGAGGGGGCCCCUCCUGUACUGGAGACCCGGCUGUACCGGCGGAGGUUCUUGGUGCUCGUAGUGUUCUCUCUCUACUCCCUGGUGAACGCUUUCCAAUGGAUCCAAUACAGCAUCCUGAGCUCCAUCUUCACCGGCUUCUAUGGGGUCUCCAACCCGGACAUUGACUGGCUGUCUGUGGUGUACAUGGUGGCCUAUGUGCCCCUCAUCUUCCCGGCCACCUGGCUGCUGGACACCCGGGGCCUCCGCCUCACCGCCCUGCUGGGCUCCGGACUCAACUGCCUGGGGGCAUGGGUGAAGUGUGCCAGCGCCCGGCACGACCUCUUCCCCGUCACCAUGCUGGCCCAAACCAUCUGUUCUGUGGCCCAAGUCUUCAUCCUCGGCCUCCCCUCCAGGGUGGCGUCUGUAUGGUUCGGGCCCAAAGAGGUGUCCACCGCCUGCGCCACCGCCGUACUGGGCAACCAGUUUGGCACGGCGAUUGGUUUCCUCCUCCCUCCAGUGUUGGUCCCAAGAUCUGAUGAUAUAGAGUUGACAGGACACAAUAUCAGCAUCAUGUUUUAUGGGACAGCGGCGGUGUCUACUCUUCUAUUCAUUCUGACAGUUGUAGUCUUUAAAGAGAAGCCGAAGAUCCCCCCCAGCCAAUCGCAAGCCGUUCUGAAGGACAGCUCAGCUGAAGAGUACUCCUACAAGGUCUCCAUCGUUAAUCUCUUCAAAAAUGUUCCCUUUGUUCUUCUUCUGAUUAGUUAUGGGAUCAUGACCGGCUCCUUCUAUUCUGUGUCCACGCUGCUAAACCAAAUGAUUACAUUUCAUUACGAGGGGGAAGAAGUAAACGCAGGACGGAUUGGGCUCACCCUGGUCAUAGCUGGAAUGGUUGGCUCUGUCAUCUGUGGUGUGUGGCUGGAUUAUACUAAAACUUACAAACAAACGACUCUGAUUGUGUACAUCUUGUCGUUUAUUGGGAUGCUGGUCUUCACCUUUACACUGGAUCUGGGGAAUCUCGUAGUGGUCUUUGUGACGGGCGGCAUUCUUGGAUUCUUUAUGACGGGAUAUCUUCCUCUGGGAUUUGAGUUUGCUGUUGAAAUCACCUACCCAGAGUCUGAGGGCACCUCCUCCGGCCUUCUGAACGCCUCUGCCCAGAUAUUUGGAAUUUUAUUCACCCUGGCUCAGGGAAAGCUGACAACAGACUACAGUCCUCAAGCUGGGAAUAUAUUUCUCUGUGCCUGGAUGUUUGUGGGAAUCAUUUUAACAGCUCUUAUCAAAUCAGACCUAAGGAGACACAAUAUAAAUGCUGGAAUCACGAAGUCCGAAGUCAAGGCCGUCCCUGUGGACAGCCCCGUAGAACCAGCCCCAAGUAUACAAUCCUCCACACAGCUCUAGAUAUGGCUGGAAAAUGUCUGCAAGGUGACGGUGGCACUGCAAAGAGAGUGACAGAGACUUUAGAUGACAUAUUUUUGGUUGAAAGCAGUUGUGCGUUUUCUGCUCACGAAUGUAGCACUGGACUGAAAAGUCACUUCCACCGUCUUUUUACACGUUCAUUACUGGAAUUCAUUUCACUUGGUGUAAAAGUGCAAUCACGCCAGGAUUACCUUAGGUGUUAAGGUAUAAAUGGUGCCGGAUAUCAUAAUACGAUUUUUCGAACCGUAGUUUUACUGUUGCGACUUGACUUGUCAUUGACCUCAUUUGUAAAUGCUUCUUAAAACUUCACAGGCAUGUUAUUAUAAUGAGGUGGCGUUUACCCUUUCCACCAAAAUGGGCGUCUUAAAUCCAGGGUCCUUUUUUAUAAGCAGUUUUGUAUAUGAAUUGCAUAGCUUAUACUUAUAAGCUUGCUCCUAUACAUUCCCCUCAAAGUGAAGCUUUAGAGGUCUGUUCUGUAUGAUUGCAAGGAGAGAGCGAUGUGUUGUUUUUAUGGCAUUUUUUACAAAUGAGGUCAAUUGGUGAUUAAAGCCAUUUAAAGUGGAACUUUACCCAUAACAACUUGAUAAGAAAUAA